UUCAAUUAUUGGCGAAGCUCUUUCUGCUAGACGGUUUUCUCCUUAAAAUGCUGCUUGUAAGCCAAAAAAAGUGGUACCGGUACCGUGAUUAUAUUUUAAAUUAAUUUUUGAACGCCAGAAGAAGAAUUGUAGGCGUACAAAUGAGCACAACAUGGCAGAGGUUACUUCCCGGCGAACGAACGAGUUACUUCAUAGAGUUCAGCCUCAUUUGGAUAUCACUGAAUCAAGUUGAGAAUUAAAAGGUGAGAAUUGUUCCUUGUAAUGGCUGCUCCAGUAUUUGUGUUUAAAGGGGAGCUGUUACACCAGGCAGCAAUCUAUGAUCAGCGUGACUUACUCAAGUCUCUUCUGGAUGCUAAGGUCCAUGGCGAAGCCAACAGUCUUGAUCCAAGGGGGCUAACACCUCUUCAUACUGCAGCACUUCAUGACAGUGUCGGCUGUCUGGUUGAAUUACUGGAAAGGAAAGGAGAUGUAGACAUACAGUCUGCUCCAGAGGACAACUGUUCUACUGCUCUUCACCAUGCUGCUCGUAAUGGCCAUCUUCGUUGUCUGAAAGUUCUCAUUGAUGCAGGGGCAAGAGUUGAUAUCAAGAACAAAGAUGGAAAAACAGCGAUGCAGAUAGCAUUUGAAAUGGGGGAAUUUGAAUGUGGCAACUACCUAAGGACUAUGGAAGCCAUCAGAAAAGCUGCGAGAGAGGAGGAGAUAUCCCAAGAACUCUAUCGCUGUUGUGCCACUGGUGAUUUGCCUCGGGCAAAAGAGCUUUUAGGCGAAGCAAGUACAACAACAAUCAACAAGUUAUACCAAGGAGGAAGCACACUUCUGUACAAGGCUUGCCAAGGUGGUCAUCUCGAAGUUGUGAAGCACCUUCUGAAUAGCGGUGCAGAUGGUUCACCAAACACAAUAACAGGGAUUGCCCCACUGUAUGCUGCCACCCUAAGUGGAAAUGAUGAGUUGGUGAGACUAAUGGUGCAGAAGUUUCCGCACGCAAUCAAUAUCCCCAGCAAGAUGGAUGGAUCAACAGCUCUUCAUGUGGCUGCAGGUGAAGGCAGUGAAGAGAUCAUCAAGAGCAUCCUGCAAGUUCCAAGGGAUGGUGAAGAGUUGGCACCUUGCAAUAAAAUUGACAUGGGUGUUCGCACGUCAACGCACAUGACUGCCCUUCAUCUCGCGGCCCAAGGAGGCUUUGUGAAGGUUCUCGAACAACUUUUAGAUUGCAGCCACAAGUGCGCUGGGCCAUGCGAGGCCAACUUGACAGUGUCUGUGAAUGCUACAGACAUCAUGGGGCAGACGGCGCUGCAAGGUGCGGUCACAGUCGGAUAUAGAGAUGUUGUCCAACUGCUUAUAACACAUGGUGCUGAUGUUAACCUAUGUCAGUCCAACGCAGAGAGUUUCCAGGGAGAGAGUGACAGCGCUGCUCAUGCUACCUCGGGUGUUAAUCCUGCUACUGGUAGAUGCUCUCCUCUUGAGAUUGCCUGUUCUCAAGGAGACUUGGAAAUGGUAAAGUUAUUGUUAAACAACGGAGCAGAGGAUGCUGACCACAAAAACUUGAAUUCAGCAAUUGUGGCUGAUAGCACUGAAGUCAUAGCGAUUCUACUACAACAAGGAGCACAAGUUGACCAAGAGCAUAAGCUGUACCCAUCCAGAACAAGCAACAGCCCUGAGGAGUUAUGGCGUAUGUCAGCGGCACCUAUUUCUUUACUUUGGAAUGACAUGAAACUGACAAAACUGGAACAGCAGUGGAUAUUAGCGGCCGCCAGUAGGAUCAAUCCAUUUGAUGGAGAUUUCGCGGGACUACACCCGUCCCUAAAAACUGUCACUCGAGUGGACAUUUCGAGCAAUAGACUUUUAAAGCUUCCCAUUGUGUUAUUUCAAAUGGCCGCAUUAAAGACCCUCAACGUAUCGGAUAAUGCCAUCACCUGUUUACCGUGUCUGUGGCUUGGAGGAAAGAAAGAGAAAAAGAUGAAAGUUAGUACUUUAAAGGUUGGGAAGAAAGCUUACAGCUCGUGCGAGAAUAUUUCGGAGAAUCUUGUUUUCAGUGAAGAAAGUGAGCAGGACUUCAGCUAUGUGGAAUCUGGUUGGAACUGUCCACACCUUGAAGACAUUGAGUUACAUCACAAUUCUUUAACACACUUGCCGACGUGUCUUUUUGAAUUGCCAGUCUUGAAGUAUUUGAACGUUUCGUACAACGAUAUUCAAACACUCCCGUUUGAAAUGUGGACUUCCCCAGCGUUAAAAUCAUUAGAUCUGAAAGGAAAUUUCCUGAGGAAUUUGCCGGUAAUGAAGCCUAGACGCGCCAGAGCAGGAACUGGAACUGGAACUGCUAAAACAUCAAGUCUACCUCGUGCUAAAGUGUUGUCUUUAAGCAAAGACAAUCUACCAGGAGACCUCAGCCAUGCGAGUCCAUCAUUAGAAUCAAGCUCACCAAAGCAAAGUGCUGAAGUUGACGGCGUAAAGGACCCCCAUUUGAAAAUGUUCCACCACGGUCAGCUAUGGGGAACAAGGCCUGGAGAUGAAAUCGAGGACUCUGACUCGGAAGAAGAAGACAUUGAUCCUUCUAAAGGAGCCUCUCUUCAAAAACUUGAUUUGUCGUCAAACCAAAUCGUAAAGAUUCGUCCAGGUCUUUCGUGUCUGGCAACGAAUCUCGUGACACUGAUUUUAUCAAAUAACAACAUUUCCGAUGUUCCAUCACUGGCUCUGUUUCCAACAUCUCUCGGAACACUGGAUUUAUCGCACAAUAACUUGACGCGGUUUCACCCCAUAACGGAAAAUUUCUUUCAUGGAAAUGCGGCGGAAAGUCGGUGUUACAGCGUUGUUGAAGGCCAAAAACCGAGCGUGCGCCGAAGGAUCAGUGCGGAGAAUGGACUCCAAGCGGGCAGAGUAAGACUCUGUCGGCAUGCAAAACAUAGAGCUCUACCAAAUCUGAAGCGUCUCGACCUAAACAACAACAAACUUGAAGAAAUUUAUUUUACGCUUCCUCGGACUCGCCCCGCCUCGGUAGCAUCCGUCUCAGACCCCACACCAGCGAAUUCUAAAGGUCCAAGUGUACUUUUCCCUAUCUUACAGUCUCUAACGCUCAGCAACAAUGAACUAUGGAGUCUACCAAAGGAUGUAGGAGUCUUAUCGAAGCUUGGCUCGCUGCAUGUGAGUAACACAAGAAUCACUCGUCUACCUCCCGAGGUCGGAUUGCUUUCAGAGCUAUGGGAUCUACAGUUCCAAGGUUUGCAGCUACAGGAUAUUGAGCCGAGUGUGCUGGAGAGAAAGAAGACGAAAGACAUUGUAGGAUAUUUGAGAUCAGUUUUAGAAAGAUCCGAGCCGCACCCAAGUAUGAAACUGAUGUUUGUUGGAGUUGCAAACAUCGGAAAGACCACACUCCUGAGCCAACUUAGGCAGGAGGGGACGGGAAGCUACCAAAAUUCUCCCCCUGUGGGGUGGACAGAGAGGAAGUACAAGAAAAAGAGGACCGGAUCUAUAACUGGUCGAACCAAGAAAGCAGAGAUGAACAUCUCGACUGUCGGUGUGGAUGUGUGCGAUUGGAUUUAUCCAAACAAAAGAGAUUUUGCAUUCGGUCGAGCAGACAAUAGACCCAGCAUCAAAUUCAGCACUUGGGACUUUGGCGGACAGCGCGAGUAUUACGCCACUCAUCAGUGUUUCCUGUCUCAUCGUUCGCUGUACAUCGCCAUGUGGAAGGUGACAGACGGCGAACAGGGCGUCAAUCAAAUUGAACCCUGGUUGCUGAAUAUCCAGGCCCGUGCCCCAGACUCUACAGUCAUCAUUGUUGGAACACACUACGACUUGUUAGAGGACAAGGACAGGAGAUCUGAAUACUUGACAAACCUGAGGAGUAUGAUAUCUGAUAACUAUAUCGCCGUCGAAUACGGAGGAAGAAUUCUGAACACACGAGAACGAGGCUUGCCCAAGGUUAGGGCCAUGAUUGAAGUUAGCUGUAAGACUGGGUACCACAUCCGGGAACUGAGGCAGCUGAUCUACAACACGUCUUUUGACAUUAAAGAGAAAGGCAGUCGCCUGCCUCUACUGAAGACGCCCAUUCCUGCCAGUUACAUCGCAGUAGAGAACGCUGUGGGUGUGAUGCGUGAUAGGUGCUACCGUGACGACCAGUCCCCGGUACUCAAGUCUGAGCAAUUCAGCGCUGCGGUUGAAGCUGAGCUGUCAAGGCAAAAUUUUCACCUCAGAGGACCAGAGGAAUUACAACAAGCUACAAGAUUCUUGCAUGACAAUGGUGUCUUGUUACAUUACGACGACCCGUUGCUGCGUGACUUGUAUUUUUUGGACCCUCAGUGGUUGUGUGACAUGCUUGCUCAUGUUGUCACGAUUAGGGAAGUCAACCCUCACAUAAACAAUGGUGUCAUGAAACGUUCCGACUUAUCUCAAAUUUUCCGAAGUGAGCGAUUUCCCGCCAAUCUAAUGAGCCAAUACAUCAACCUGUUAAGCAAGUUUGAAGUGGCCCUGCCAUGGAGCCCGGAGUUCCUGCUCGUCCCCUCUCUACUCCCGGAUAGUCAGCAAGAAACUAACCAGCCUGUUGCGGCUGGUGUAAGCGCGGCGGUUGCGCAGGCCAUGAAUGUGACAGCUUACAAUCAAGCCAAAGUACUUCGGAGACAGUACGUCAUGUCCUAUGUGCCGAGUGGGUUUUGGCCAAGACUGAUUACUAGAGUGAUUCCAGAUGAAAGAAUCCGCGAUACAGUGAAGUCUUGUUGUCAGCUGUCUCCCGAUGGCCCUGUUCAGGAGGGUGACAGAGACAAACUAACUUCUGUGGCACAACCAGAGUGGUCAUGCUGGAAGACUGGGAUCGAACUGUCAUGUUUUGGAGUGAAAUUGCUGAGGAUAUGUGAACUGGAAGGAAGACCUUUUUAUGGCGCACCAGAUGACAUGGCUAAUCCACUACACUACCGUCGCGAGGUUCAUGACACCACUCGUUAUUCCACCAUUGAAGUUCUUACGCCAUGUGUUCGCAUUAGAAUGGAGAAGUUUGAACAACGAAAGAAAGUAACAUCGAGGAGGACGAGCCAAAGAAGUGUUGGAGAAGAUCACCGAGAGGGAUCAAAGGUGAUCGGAUUUAAAGUCAAGUCUGUUUUAGACAGUAACAUCCAGUCCUCUGCGCGGUUGGUUGCCAUCGCUGUGGAACACAUGGACACGCUCAUCACCGACUGGUUCCCAGGACUUGAUGCAAUUACGGUGCAUGGUAAUCGCCUGGUCACUAGGAUCAUCCCGUGCCCUAAGUGCAUCAUGACCGUAUGCAGAAUCGAUCGAGCCGAGAAUGAAAAGGAAAGAGAUGAUGUGGCAGUUGAUGUGCCUUUGACGCUAUCCUCAGGGCAGGAUAGCGGCAUAAAUUUGUCUGCGACUGACGGGAGUAGUACGAGCGCUUCUCCAUGGCCGAGCCCUGUACAUGUUUCGAGGAGACCCGAAACUAAUGGAGAAGUUGACUCGCCGUCACAGAGCGUGGGCUCCUCUGAUAUGCAACAGGGGCAAAGCCAUGGCAGUCCUCAAUUUCCUUUUCGUGACCGUUUCCACUCGGAGCCCGAGAGAUUCACGUUUGGGUACGUGAGCACUGAACGGGAGACAGAGGAGGAGAGCUCAAGUUGUUUUGACUACACUUCAGAUCAGAGCACAGAUAGUCAUGGCAGUGAAAGUAGCCAAUCCUUUUCUCCAGAGAUGGGUGGCAGGAGGAGGAAGCAAUCCGGUAAAGGACGCAGGGAAUUGAGGCGAAGUGACAGCGAGGAAAGUGACGUCAGCGAUAUGAACUCCAAGACCAAGAAGUCGAACGAAACAAAUCAAGAAGAACCCAACGAAGGUGGUAGCACCGACAGCGCUGAAAGCUUUCAACGUGGUUCCGGUAAAUACGGCUCGUUCAGAAAGCGACCCACAGAAAAUGACGCAAUCAUUUAUUCAUUUGAGUUUGAAGAAUGUGUGCUUGCUGCCUACAAUACUGAGCCCGUGGAGUGCACCGUGCACGGCCAGCUGGAUAUCAAAGAGCUUGCUCCAGAUGCUAUGUUUGAAGACAUCGCUCCAAACAUGAACAUUCAAGCAUCCGACUUAACUAGAGGCAAAUUCUUAGGCAAAGGAACUUUUGGCUCAGUAUUUCGCGGGGAACUGAGGCAGGAAUCCGGGAACUCGAUAACUAUCGCCAUGAAGAUGCCACUGAACAAUGAAGUGGGUGAUGAUGCACCGGCAGAAGAAAAGCAAAUGGCUGCAGCGGCCAUGAGGGCGCUGAAAGAAAAUCCAACCGUGACAUUGAAUGAUGCUUACAGGACUGUUCGUCAGGAGAUGUCCAUUCUCCUACCCUUGAAACAUCAUAACAUCGUGUCGUUGCUAGGAUACUGUCUAAACCCUUUCUCCAUGAUUUUGGAGUUUGCGCCUCAAGGGGCUUUGGACGGAAUUCUUGCAAACUACAAGAGGGCUGGAGUUAGGCUUAAUGCUUACGUCAUGCAGAAAUGUAUCGUGCAGUGUGCCUCAGCUAUGAAAUACUUACAUCGCCACCACAUAAUUUACCGUGAUCUCAAAUCAGAGAAUAUUUUGGUGUGGGUGUUUCCAGCCCCCACGAGCGCUGCCCAAUCACAUCAUCAAGUCGUAAUAAAGCUGGCUGACUAUGGUAUCAGCCGGUCAGCGGCCUUAGCAGGAAUGAAGGGACUGGGAGGCACUCCUGGUUUUAUGGCCCCUGAGAUCGAAAAGUACGUCGGGAAGGAGCUUUACACGGAUAAGGUGGACUCGUUCUCCUUUGGAAUGUACAUUUACGAACUAAUCACGCUGCACCAGCCGUUUAAUGAUCUCAACCCAGCCCAGGUCAAACAGCUAAUCGUCGAGGGUCAUCGACCGCCACUUACUGCCAAGGACAAAAAAGCUCCAGUGUUUGUGCUGGACUUGAUGGCGUGGUGUUGGCAACAGGAGGCAGAAAAGAGACCCCCUUCCUAUCACAUCUAUCAGCUGUCUUCUGCAACCGAAUUUCCCCGCCUCUCUGACGUUCUUACUUUCGACAAACAGCUGGGCUUAAACUGUGCUGUGACUGCUGGGUCGCGAGUUAGUCAAAGCCGCGGGGCGGACGAUAGGGCUAGUGUGGGGUCAGAGGUCUGGCUGUGUCGAAGCGAGUUGAAUGCUGGGAUAGGCAGAGGAAAAAUCAAUGUCCUCAGCUACAGCCGAGGGCGGUGUUAUCACAAAAAGGAGUUUUUUGUGGGCAAAUCCUGCAUAAGGGUUGCCUGUAGCGUGGGUAGUUCAGUGUGGCUUGGGACCGAGUCAGGCACACUGCACGUGUUUUGUGCCAUGACUUGUAAACAGCUGUGUCAAGGAUCAAUCAGGUCCAACAGGUACAUCCUGAACAUGAUCCACGUCCCUCGAGCGAACUGGGUUCUAGUGGCACUUGCAGAUGGCUCUGUUCUGGCUUACGAUGAUAACAUCUCAAAUCAUUAUCAUCACUCUUAUCAGUCGGAACAAACUCCUGUUCUCGAGCUCCUACCAAGACGGGUCCACACCGGCGAUGGAAUUCCCAUUCACUGCAUGGCAGCAUUGCUGCUGAAGAAACGCAAGGGUAAUGAACCCCCACCGAACACCGAGGCAGACUCGUCCGAGGACUCUGAUGACCGAAAUAGCCCCCGUGACGAAUACGUCUGCGAGGUCUGGUGCGGGAAAGAAAAGGGGAGGAUAACAAUUCUCGACGGUGAAGAGAUGCAGAAAAUUUGCACCAAAUCAGCGGAAGACAGUGAACCGGAUUCGUCUUCACAAAGAGAACACAGUGUAUCCCAUCUUGAGACAUGCCAGACCACCAGCUCUACCAUCAGCGGAGAUGAUCCCGUCGGGAGGUCUGUGUGGGUGGCUUUGUUCCCCGGCACUCGCGUUUACCGAUGGGACGCUCUGGACAAGAAAAUUGUGCGCAGUGUUGAUUGCUCACAGUAUCCACCGAGAUUUGAAGGUUCAAAACCGAAAGUCCCUCUAAGAAGAGGCGCAGAUCCUUAUCCUUUGAGCCCUUCCCGUGCACAGGUGAACUCCCUCCUUGCAGUAGACAAGGAACUGUACAUCGGCACAAGCUAUGGUUGUAUUCUCGUUUGCAAUAAUAUCUCUCUCAUGGUAUAUACUGUAAUACGCUGCCAUGACGAGUCUGUAAAACACCUCCUCCCUCUGGUAACCACACCUGUCGUUCCUUCGCACUCUGGUGGUGAACAGACGAGGGCACUGGUGCUGAGUUGUGGGCGAGGUUAUCGCAGUCUUGGGGCCAGUCUCUACGGACACACAUCGUACCCGAGUCGUCGAAGCGGAAAGACUACCUUAAAGGGCGAAUCUGUUGUUUUAGUCUGGCUUGCAGACGUCUGGGAAAGUUGAUGAAGGGGAAUUACCAAGGAUUUCCUCGGGGAUCCUGGUUCAGUAGUAACAAAUAUUUGUUCAGAUAUGCGAGUCAAUUUACAAUAACCGUGAAUUAAGAGGCUAACAUAGCUGCUCGUUAGUAAUGAUCAUAGAAGUACUGGGCUGACCCACGUACGUUGGGAGAGGUCCUUCUUUAAAUAUUUACAGAAUAUACUGAAAGAUUUAUCCUUUCUAGGGAAAAAAAUCUCUAGAAAAGGAAGUGAAUAGUCUUAAUGGUAUACAUCGAAAAUUUGAAAUUAGUGCAACUCAUAUUAUCAAAAAAUAGGGCAUUAACUUUUCAUCUUUAUUUACAGAUGUGUCUGACAAUGGCGAUAUUUGAUAACAAAAACUAAAACAACAUCGAAAAUUACAAUUUCAAAGGAAAAUUUGAGGAAAGUGAACGAUCAUAUUGCUUUAAUUACUUUUAGAGAAUUUAGUCCAUAACUGAAUUAAUGAAUGUAUGAUAAAAAGGGGCAGAAAGCCUUAGUUAAGGCUUAUUAUUUGGAUGCAGGUGUUGAAUUUGUGUUUAUUUGGUGCUUUUCCCACGUUCCACGUUUCCAUCCUGUGUAAGGGUCUCUUUGGAUGUUAUCAUACCAAUUGUAAGAGUGAUGGAUGAAAGCUUUAUUGCCCUAGCGUGUCCCACGUGUGGAAAUUUUGCGCCCAGCAUCCUGUGUCGACGUGGGGGUAUGCUAUAUAUGUUAUAUUUAAAAUUACCAAAUUAGUUCUAAAAUUAGGGACCUUAAGCAGUCAGGACGGCAACGCCAAGGAAGACUUCGAUUA
Stylophora pistillata is the source of this 9117-nucleotide messenger RNA. RefSeq names its product leucine-rich repeat serine/threonine-protein kinase 1. Gene Ontology annotation, molecular function: protein binding; ATP binding; protein kinase activity. The record is from RefSeq and is a predicted model, not a curated record. Gene Ontology annotation, biological process: protein phosphorylation. NCBI's taxonomy places the organism in Eukaryota, Metazoa, Cnidaria, Anthozoa, Scleractinia, Pocilloporidae.